This is a messenger RNA of Mobula hypostoma (lesser devil ray), 3984 nucleotides long. RefSeq names its product solute carrier family 17 member 6a (gene slc17a6a). Gene Ontology annotation, biological process: regulation of synapse structure or activity; monoatomic anion transport; neurotransmitter loading into synaptic vesicle. Gene Ontology annotation, cellular component: synaptic vesicle membrane; excitatory synapse. NCBI's taxonomy places the organism in Eukaryota, Metazoa, Chordata, Chondrichthyes, Myliobatiformes, Myliobatidae. Gene Ontology annotation, molecular function: neurotransmitter transmembrane transporter activity; L-glutamate transmembrane transporter activity. The coding region runs from base 587 to 2329 and encodes 580 amino acids. The transcript has 12 exons. The record is from RefSeq and is a predicted model, not a curated record.
UGCCGUUUCCAUAGCAUCCACGACCCAAGUAAGCGCCUGGUGACGGUGAGGGAUUUGCUCUAAUCCAUUCAAAUCCCAGAGAAAGUUGGCGAUUGAACCAACACCCUCUUGUUCUAACGCAAUUCUGUUACGCGCUGCUACUGUCCAAGGUGCUGAAUACGGUAUCCGCCAAUUUCCCAAUGCAAAGUAUUCCAAUGAUCGAUUGCGCCAGGUAGCUUUGUUUUGUCUCUGCUUGCGACUGAAAAGUCGUGCUUAUUUAGAUACUUUAUUAACCUUGAUCUACAGACUACAUCCGUGGAUUAUAUAUUUUUUUAAACAGCAACAAUACAUUUUCUGAUGCUGGAUCCCCUAAACAUCAUGGCAGUUUCUGAAUCUUCAGUGGCUGGACACGGGCAACCAAAUAAGACUGCCUCAUUUCCUCUUUGAACUUCGAAUCACAGCAGCAUAUCAGGUCUUAUGUAUGAGUCGUACGCUCCUCUGUAGCUUUAGAGCACUUGAUCGUUUCACCACGUUAAUUCUAAUGAACUGUCAUUAUCUCUAGCAUGACACUUUCAUAAGAGUUUCUGCCUGAUCACUUUCUGAGGGUAUGGAUACGGUUAAGGAACGGGUUUUUGCUCCUGGCAAAGAGGGGCUGAAAAAUUUUGCCGGGAAAUCUCUUGGUCACCUGUACAGAGUGUUGGAAAAGAGACAGCAACACGGGGAAAAUAUCGAGUUGACUGAGGAUGGAAAGGUACAGAAUGUCCGCCCCAAGAAGCCGCCUCUCUGCGAUUGCACCUGUUUCGGGUUACCUCGCAGGUACAUCAUCGCCAUCAUGAGUGGUCUCGGCUUCUGCAUCUCCUUUGGCAUCAGGUGUAACCUUGGCGUGGCCAUCGUGGACAUGGUCAACAACAGUACGAUACACCACGGGAAUACAAUCAUUAAAAAGAAAGCGACGUUUAACUGGGAUCCCGAGACUGUUGGAAUGAUCCACGGGUCCUUUUUCUGGGGGUAUAUCGUAACUCAGAUUCCUGGAGGCUAUAUAGCAUCAAGAUUGGCAGCAAACAGAGUAUUUGGCGCUGCCAUCUUCCUCACCUCCUCCCUAAAUAUGCUCAUCCCGUCCGCCGCCAAAGUCCACUAUGGUUUCGUGAUAUUCGUCAGGAUUCUGCAGGGCUUGGUGGAGGGAGUCACAUACCCAGCCUGUCAUGGCAUAUGGAGUAAAUGGGCUCCGCCACUGGAGAGAAGCAGGCUAGCAACCACUUCAUUUUGUGGUUCUUAUGCUGGAGCUGUUAUUGCUAUGCCUUUAGCUGGGAUUCUUGUGCAAUACACUGGAUGGCCUUCUGUGUUUUAUGUGUAUGGGUCUUUUGGAAUUUUGUGGUAUAUGUUUUGGGUCCUGAUAUCCUAUGAAAGUCCUGCAGCACAUCCAACAAUAACAGAUGAGGAGCGCACCUACAUUGAAGAGAGCAUUGGUGAAAGUGCCAAUCUAAUUGGAGGAAUAGAUAAAUUCAAGACACCAUGGAGAAAGUUCUUUACCUCCCUGCCAGUCUAUGCAAUAAUUGUGGCAAACUUCUGUAGAAGCUGGACUUUCUACUUGCUGCUGAUUAGCCAACCUGCCUACUUCGAAGAAGUAUUUGGAUUUGAAAUCAGCAAGGUCGGUAUGCUGUCAGCUUUGCCCCAUCUCGUCAUGACAAUUAUUGUACCUAUUGGUGGGCAGAUUGCGGACUACCUCAGAAGUAAGAGGAUACUUUCAACUACAAUGGUCAGAAAGAUAAUGAAUUGUGGAGGGUUUGGUUUGGAAGCGACCUUUCUUCUUGUGGUAGGCUACUCACAUAGCAAAGGGGUUGCGAUUUCAUUCCUUGUCAUGGCCGUUGGCUUCAGUGGCUUUGCUAUAUCAGGUUUCAAUGUUAACCAUCUGGAUAUAGCACCUAGAUAUGCCAGUAUUCUCAUGGGAAUUUCCAAUGGUGUGGGGACAUUAUCUGGAAUGGUGUGCCCUCUGAUUGUUGGGGCCAUGACCAAAAACAAGAGUCAGAAAGAGUGGCAGUAUGUAUUUCUAAUUGCGGCACUUGUCCACUAUGGAGGAGUCAUAUUUUAUGCAUUAUUUGCAUCGGGUGAGAAACAACCUUGGGCAGACCCUGAACAGACAAGUGAAGAAAAAUGUGGUUUUAUACAUGAAGAUGAACUGGCAGAAGAAACCGGUGACAUUACUCAGAAUUAUGGUACUACAAAGUCUUACGGGGCCACCACUUGUGGCAAUGGUGGUUGGCCUAAUGGAUGGGAAAAGAAGGAAGAAUUUGUACAAGAGGAUGUGAAAGAUUCUUACUACUGUAAAGGCCAAGAAGGAGACUAUUCAUAACAGGGAAAUAAACAAAAAAAAAGGUCUAUUCGAUAUUUUGUAUUGUGUCUAAGAUUCAUUGUGAUUGUUUGCACAGAAUACUGUGGUGUGAAUGUCCACACGUAAGAAUGACAAUUGUUAACUGUGUACAAUUUAACAAAGCAGCAUUUGAGUGCAAUCUGUAUAAAAUGGUGACGUGCAUCAUUUCAAUCCAGGCUUUGCCAUUUUUAGAAGGACUUGGGCUUCUUCAGGAUCUGCUGGUUGGCCAGCAAACUGCCAGGAAAUUUAGUGGGGAUAUCCAAAAUGACUUAUCCAUUCAAAUGGAAAGACUUGCAGCUUAACUGGAUAUCCGUUCAAAUAAAAUAAAUCCUAAUGUGAGUGUUUAGAUGAAUGUCUAGUAAUGAAUUGUAUUGUUGAGUUUUAGAUAUUAAAGUAAAUCUUACAUAAUUUCAGUGGAUCCAAGCCAAAGUUUAAUGCAUAUUAUAUGAAUAUUUAGAUACUUGGUUCAAAAAAACUCAAAAAUUAGUAAAUUUAAACUCUAUAUUCAAAAUAUGCAUUUUCCUUAAAUGAGCAUUUUUAUCUGUGAAAACCCAUUGAAUUAAUAUGUUUUCAUCCUGGUUAGAUGUUUUAUAAAAAUGCACGUGUCAUUAUGUCCAUGUUAGAUGUGUAGUGAAAUUACAUUCAGUUUACCACCAAACCAAACAAAUGGUUAUACAAGUCUCGCCAUUACCAUGAACAAAGUAUGCAAAGACAAAAAGUUGUAAAGCACACAUAAUGAGAUAAAUUUAUCUAUUGAUAUUCUAGAUAAGUAAAUAGCUUUUAUAAAUGGAAAAAAAAAUCACAUAUUUAUGAUUCAUCUGUACUUGAAUAUAAUUAGCACUUAAAAGUUAGAGGUUAUUUAUCAGAUAAAGAAGUUAAAGCUUUGCAAAAUUUUAAUUUACUGUAAAAAAAAACUCUUCUAGCAAAAUCUACCAAAACCCCAGAUGUAGGACCUGCAUCUGAAUAUUUGACUAAAGAGCAGAGAAUAAAAAAGGACAGAAUCAGAGUCUUCAUUGAAAAUAAAAGGAAGCAUGCCUCAUCAGAUUCAGAAUUAGUAUCAGGCAAUGUCAUUUUGGCUAAACCCAUUUCCUCUCCAUAUUACUGGAUUCAGCAAAGACUGCAGUAUUUGUGUACAAAGCAAUAAACCCACAUAAUCAACUGCAUUGUCUUGUACUAUGUGCUCCACUACUGUAGUUUGAUAUAGCUUUUGGUUGUAGGUAAUUACUACGCUGGAUUCAUCAGCACCUCGUUCACUUGAGUUACUUCAUUCUCUAGACUAAAAUUCUGCUCCACAGAUGAUGACAGUCCUACUCAUUAAUGGUACAGUUCGAGAUGUAUCAACCAUUUGCUGCUGUGCUGUAUGUUCCAGAUGGUGCAGGGGAUGGGUUUUUUUUCUGUUUGUUGGCUAUACCGUACUAGUGGAUGGAGGCUGUUUUAGUGUCCGUUGUCCCAGUAUACAAGUCAGGAAUGGCUUCUGUUACUAAUGAGGGAAACCUACUUGAUCUGAAGGUAUUGCCCUUGCUUUGUGCCUCAAAGUGAUGUGUAAUGUGAUCAUGCCAUUGCUGUGUACUUUGGAAAGAUGUGGACUGUAUCACUUUGUUGCUGCAAGAAGUGUUAAUAAAAAUCUCUAUCUAUAC